Messenger RNA from Quercus lobata, 693 nucleotides. Its product is annotated as agamous-like MADS-box protein AGL104. The coding region runs from base 46 to 693 and encodes 215 amino acids. The record is from RefSeq and is a predicted model, not a curated record. Gene Ontology annotation, molecular function: protein dimerization activity; DNA binding. The transcript has 9 exons. NCBI's taxonomy places the organism in Eukaryota, Viridiplantae, Streptophyta, Magnoliopsida, Fagales, Fagaceae.
ACUCAAGAACAAAUUGUUUUCCAUCUUUUCUUCUUGUGAUUGACAAUGGUUCGCAAGAAGCUCAUUGUGAAGAAAAUUGAGAAUCCUAGCUCGCUUCAAGUAACAUAUUGUAAGCGUAAGGAUGGAAUUAUUAAGAAGGCUUCUGAAUUAGCAGUUUUAUGUGAUACAGAUGUUGGUCUUGUGAUGUUCUCUCCUACUGGUCGAUUGACUAGCUUUGCAAGCAAUGGAAGGAUUGAGGAUAUCUUUCUUCGUUAUAUUGACCGGCCUAAUGAACUACGAGGAGGGCCUAUUGAGAAUGAAGAGCGUUUAUAUCGAAGCCUCAAGAAUUCGAAGUAUGAAGGAGAAAUCCUGGAACAGAUAGCAAAACUUAAGACUCUUGGAGAAGAACUCCAUGAUCUCAAUCAGCUAGAAGAUGAAAUGCAGCAAAAAAUGAGGUCCUACAAUCCAGAUACAGAGAAGAUCACCUCGAUUUAUGAUGCUCUAGUGCACCAGAAGUUUCUUACUAAUGCUAUUCAACGUAUUGAAGAGAUGAAAGCAAAGCUGCUUGGUAAACAAAUUGUUCCACUGGAACCUGACAGCAUUGAAGUAGGAAAGGAAAAGGAAAGUCAAUCAAGUGAAGUACCUGUUCUUGAUAUAAAGGAUUCAAAUUUUAUGGCUGAAGAGUCUGUAGAUCCUAAUGGAAGGAGGUAUUGA